CAAGAAGUAAAUUCUGUUUUAUUUUAAUGUAAUUUAUUAAAAUAUCAUAAUUCAUCGAAAUAUUGUACAUUUAAAUUAUUCUGGCAGAAUAUUAUAAAUGGUUAGGUAUUCUAAUGGAAUCUUUUUUAUUUUGUGAUAUAUCAUAUAUAGUACAGAAAUUCAAUUUGAAACUAAAUGUUUUCCAAUCAUUAUUCUUUUUCUCUAUUUGGUACAGGCUUUUUUCUAUUGAACAUAAAUGCAGUACCUUUCUAGAGCUCUGUAACUUAAAAAUAUGUCUGUUAUGUAGUAAGUUAAGGGAGUGUUUCUAGAAAGAAUUUCAGAAAUAUGCUCUGGUCAAGCUAAGACACCUUUAACCUAUUAAUUAUAGCUGGAUUAUUGACUCUGGCAAGAAAUGAACAGUAUUUUUUAUAACUGGUUUCUGUCAUUUUCUAAAAGUUUUAAGGCAAUCCACUGUAAACCACAAAAAAGUACAGAUUUUUGCUCAUUGUGCUUAUUUGUGCUGUGGCUACCUGGAAGAUGAUGUCAUUAAGGAUUUUGUUAGUUACAGGGAAAAUACAAAAGACUAACAAGAUGGAAAGAGCCAUUUUUCAUGGUGGCAAUAGCCACAUAAUUGUGAUUAAAGAACAAUUCCAUCUCUAUUGUUUUAUCUGUUAUAUUAAGAGAUAUAUGUAAUGGCGAUAUGAAAGUGUACUGCAUAAGAGUAAUUAUUUAUAUUUGAUGUGUACUAUUGCUCGAUUUACCCCUUUCUGCGUUUUAAAUAGAGGAGCAUUUUUCUACGAUGAUCCCACUGUUCUCUUGCCAUCCCUCCCACUUUCAAUUCUGAUUGGCCAAACUCAGAACCUAUUCCCUCUCUCGAUUGGCUAACUUUCCUGUCUGCGUCGUGACGUAGCCCCAGGAGCUGCGUGACAGGUCCGUAGGAGGUUUCCUAUAGGUUUAAACAGGCAGUGUGUGGGUUUACAACAAGGAAAGCGUUGACACGAUUACAAUGAAUUUGUGAAUAUAAUAAAGCUUACUUUGGAGACAUGAGACUUGCUGUAUACGCGUUUUACGGCGUUGCUCUUGGGCUUUUGCUCGUGGGUGUGCGGGAAUUAUUAUUUGGUUUCGAGGAGAAUCGAUGCAGCAUGACAUACAUGUUCGAGUACCCAGAAUACCGACGCGUACAGCUUCCGAGGCGUGUCGCGCGCCAGUACCCAUCAUACGGGCUGUAUCUGUAUGGAGAGGGCGCAUAUGCUCAGGAGACCAGAGGACUCAAGCUCACCGGCGCACCUGUGCUCUUCCUGCCGGGGAAUGCGGGGAGCUACAAGCAAGCUCGUUCUCUGGGUUCGGUGGCGUUGAGGAAGGCUGAGAACCUGGACAGACCGAUCCAUAUGAAUGUGUUCACUAUUGACUUCAAUGAGGAGCUGGUGGCCCUGUAUGGGGGCAGUUUGCGCAGACAAACUCAGUUUCUACAUGAAAGCAUCAAAGCCAUCUUGCGCCUUUAUAAGGACUGUCCAGACCCCCCCACAGGUGUGGUUCUGGUGGGUCACUCCAUGGGUGGAGUGGUGGCAAGAGCGUUGUUUACCCUGGCACGCUUCAAUCCACGGCUGGUCAGCCUCAUCAUCACACAGGCCUCCCCCCACCAGGCACCUGUCCUGUCUCUUGACCCUUAUAUACUGGAGUUUUACUCCACAGUCAGGCAUCGCUGGGCCACAAAUGCUGAAGACCUUCGAAAUGUUACCGUUCUCUCUGUGGGUGGUGGUUACCUUGACUUCCAGGUGCGUUCUGGCUUGACGGCACUGUCCUGUCCCAUCGAUGACCUCAAUAAGAUGUCAGUAGUGGUAACUGCAGUUCCCCGAACCUGGGUUUCCACAGAUCAUAUUUCCAUUGUUUGGUGCAAGGAGCUGGUUCUGGCCACAGUCCGGGCAUUCUUCGACCUUAUUGAACCUGAAACGGGGCAGUUCACAGAGAGUCCAGAGAAGCGAAUCUCAGUGUUGAACUAUCACUUCUUUAGACACCCAGUGCUGCAGCCUGGAGAAGCACAGGAUGCCCCUGUCACUUUCUCAGCUCCCCCUGAGGCGUGGAAGGAGGUCAACACACUCCGUCUGUUCUACACUGCCCCCAAGGAAGCUCAAGUCAAGUACUUCCUGUUUGCUCUCUCUAGUCGAAGGAAGGCCUACAGUCAUUUCCAUUGCCGCAGUAAUAAUAUGGAAAUGACCAGCUGGCUAUAUGGCUGCACACAGAUGAGUGGCUCGAUGUGUGUUCAGGCAGUAGAUCUGUCAUCUGAGACAGAGCUCCUUCCAGCCUAUAAGGCUGUGACAGUGAAAAUCAGUGAACUCUUGUCAGUCUCUCAUCUCAUCAUUGAUGCCUCUAACCCCAGCGGAGCACAGUUUGUAGUGGAGUGUGAGCUGCAGAGAGAGCAGAGCCUGACUGUCUCAGUGCAGGUGCCUCAUACGCUGUCCUUUGGUCUGACCGUCAGUGACAUCAGCAUUAACUCCUCUGGGCUGCUCCAUACACUAAUGCUACAAGACUUUCAUCAGGUUUAUCAGGCUUAUAGAAUAACGAUCAUGAGCCAUUGCAAAACCUCUAAAGACAGACUGCCCAGUGUUUACAGACUGAGGGUACCUUGGUUUCACGAAGACUCCUUUGCUAUGGCAAGUAUUCCUUCGGUAUCUGAGAUCUACAGCAUGCUUCACACCAGCCGCCCAGACAACACCUCCAGUGCCAUCCUGCAGCUCCACACUGCCCCCAACUGCCAAUACAGGGUGUCUAUUCGGACUUCAUUUCCCAAAGUGCUUGGGCAGAUUCUUCGUUUCUGUGGUCCAGUUCUGCCCGUCUACUCAGCUGUAGUGCUUCUCCUGAUGAUCAGGGCUCAGCUGAGCUCUGUCAAAAGAUCGGGGCAUCCUGUUGGAAUGCAAGAGGCAAUGAGUAAAUCCUUACAGCUCCACAAACUGGAACUGCCUGUGCUCCUGCUGCUGCUGCUGCUCAGGCAGAGCUGGUUUCAGGAUGUCUGGUCCUUUCUUGGUCUUCCUUGGGUGGAUACUCUUCCUCUAAACUCUGUGGAAAGCAUAUCCCAGGAUCCAAAAGCCUCUAUGCAGGAAUGGCCUCGUCUAGUGUCCCCACUGCUCUGUGUGCUCGGUGCAGCCAUUGCAUUCUGGGGUAGCACAGUCCUCAGAGUGUCUGUCUACUUCCUGUCCUUUUUUCUUGCUCCACUGCACAGACCUUCAGUGUCCCGGGAUUGUGGCACGCUUCGUCUUCAUACUCAGAUUCUCCUGAUCAUCUCUCUGAGUGUGCUGGGAGGCGUCACCUGUGGAGCGCUGGCUCUUAUGGUCUCCGCUCUUCUCCACUUCUACAGAGUGCUUAGAUUACAGAUGACAGAGAGAUCACUGAGCCACAUGUUGAACCUGGCGCCCCAGAAAGUUUCACAAAACUCAGAAAAUGGUUUUCAUGGCACUGAUUCUCACAGCAAUGGUAAAGAAUGUAAUGGCAGCCCUUUACUGUCAGAAUCAGUUCUACAAGACGUCCGAGAUGAUCUGCAGCUCCACUUCAGUUUGUCCACAAUGCUUACUCUUACCAUGAUGUUCAGCACCCCUUCCCUUAUCCACUGGAAGCACAAUCUCAGAUAUUGGGUUCAUUUGGAUCCUGACCCCUGCUGGCCUCACAUUCUACCCCUGCUCAUCAGCUCUGUGCUGCUCAUCAACUGUAACACAAAUACACUCCUCCGCAGCAAACUGAUGCUUAAUCUGAUGGUCCAUCUACUGCUGCCGCUGUGUGUGGGAAUGCUGGCUUUUUGUCCACUGCACAUUUACAGAGUCACUUACUUCGUGUCUGCAGCUCUGACCCUCUUCGUCUGCUCUUGUUACUUUUGACUUCCCUGCAAACUUUAAAAGUGAGUCUGCAUUGAGAUUAGAUCAAGACCUGGGUUUUGUAUAAAUCCUUACCAGGUCAGACCAAAACAGCCUUAUAACCCUGUGUGUAUUCAGUGGGAUCACAUCAGUGGACCAGCACAUCCAGAGUUAUGUGAUUUGUCGUAUGUCAUCAUUUGUAGCUUCUUGACAGGGUAUUACAUUUGUUAAUGAUGGUAUGUCUGUAUUCAUGAGCAAUACCUCUUGUCCAUAAGGCUAGUUUCCCAGACACAUUUUAAGCCUAGGCCUGAACCAGUGGCAGAUUUAGACAUAGGCGUCAUGGGCAACCGCCCAGGGCGGCAUCUUGCAGGGGGCAGCACGGGGGGAAGGGAUGGUUUGCACAGGGCGCCAUACUGCCACUGGCCUGAACUAAGUUAAUCUAAGACUAUGCUUAAUCAGUGUCUGGGAAGCUAGCCUGUACUGGAGUGUGUGUUGGGGGUGGUGGGAGCGUAUCUGUCUGAUUUAGUGUUAAUUCUUAAAGUCAACAUGAAAUCAUAAUUGUUAGGGAUACACAAUAUAUCAGUAUCUUAUCUGUUUUCAGAUAAUAAUUUUUUUUUUUAUAUAUAUAUAUUUUUAUUUUUUAUUUUUUUACCACCAUCUGACGACAUUGGAUAUUUAAUUUUGCUGCUCAUUUCCCCUAUUUUUACAAUAAGAUUACCUUUGCUGUCAUCUAAAACUCACUUAAAGGGUUAGUUCACCCAAAAAUGAAAAUUCUGUCAUUAAUUACUCACCCUCGUGCCGUUUUACACCCGUAAGACCUUUGUUGAUCUUCGGAACACAAAUCAAGAUAUUUUUGUUUAAAUCCGAUGGCUCCGUGAGGCCUACAUAGGGAGCAAUGACAUUUCCUCUCUCAAGAUCCAUAAAGGUACUAAAAACAUAUUUAAAUCAGUUCAUGUGAGUACAGUGGUUCAAUAUUAAUAUUAUAAAAUGACGAGAAUAUUUUUGGUACGCCAAAAAAAUCAAAAUAACGACUUAUUUAGUGAUGGCCAAAUCAGCGUGUCGGAUUUAAACAAAAAUAUCUCAAUUUGCGUUCCGAAGAUUAACGAAAGUCUUACGGGUGUGGAACGACAUGAGAGUGAGUAAUAAAUGACAGAAUUUUCAUUUUUGGGUGAACUAACCCUUUAAAGUUCAUGUUUAAAAACACAAAUAUUUUAAUCUUUAAGAAAUUUUAAAAAUACAUUAUAAUGUUGUGAGGCCUAAAUUCACAUGUAGCGUUUAAAAUUGGUUUCUUUUUUUAGUGAUUACAAAAUUAUUUAUACAAAAUGGUAUGACAUUUUAAUAUUAGUCAAGUAACGGUUAUCAGCCAUAACAUAAUCGUUCAUCCAUAUCAGCCAGAAUUUUAAAAACGGUGCCCUAACGACUUACAGUUUACUUCUCUCCUUGUGCAUGAUUCAUUAGUGCAUGUUACUCCCAAAAAAAUAAAAAAUAAAAAAUCUUUAAUUAAAUCUUGAGAAAUGGAUCUGUAAGAACACCUACAUUUUCUCCAGUCUAAAUAAAUUGUAAUUAUUUUAUUUUGCUUAUUGAUUCAGCUUAUUGUAGUGUGGAUAGUAACUGAAAAGUUCAUAGUACUAGUGAAUGUGAUGUAAAAACCGUUAAAAAAAACGUUCUGUUCACUUACACUAAUGUUAUCACUUUCAUAUGAGGCUUUUCUUUUUUCACUUGACCGUGAGAAGCAUUUGCUUUCAUUCUGAUUCACAGAAUCAACAAUUUAAGUUACUUAACAAUUUUGUAGUUUAGCAAGAGAAAAAUGCAUUUACGAUUCAUCCCAGCCCCUGUUACUAUAAUAUCCAAUCAAUUUUUACAAAUUUUUCAGUAAAUCAUGCUGUUCAUGGAAAUCUUCACUUCAUCCCCGAGUCAAUUUUCAGUGGAUGAAAUCAGUUCCCAUUCAGCUCAUUUUUGACUAUCCUUUUUCAUAUCAUACAUCAUUAUCAAAAUGUCACAUUACGGAAGUAAAAAAAAAAAGGGUUGCGGAUACUUUUUCAUGUUGACUUUAAGGAUGUAAAAGCAGCUUUAGGUGUUUGUUCAGCUUUUCUGCGAGUCACAUGUCUGUGAGACACGGGAGUCUGUGAGAAUGAUCGGAUCUCUGCCUGUUCUAUCUUUGAUCUGUCAUUUCUGCCUUAAACCAUUUAGCUUUGAAUGCACAUGUAAUGCCUGUAGAUGCUGAAAUAUCUCUGUGUUAGACAGAUCGGUUCAUAUUAACACCCCUUUUGCAUUAACUGAAUCUGUAAGGCAAGGAACAUAACCUUCUGUCUUUAGCCGUUACUGUGAGUUUCGCGAGGUGCGAUCACAGAACUGGACUGACGAGCAAUAUGAAGAUUUUAUAUCAGCAUCAAUGUGCACAAUUUGUGAUGUUAAAAAGACAUCACGGUUAUGGUUAUAGCGCAGUCUUAUAACCUGAGACGAAUUAUUAGAAACACUGCCACAGUCACAGUAGCCAUGAGAUUGUUGCAGUCUGCAUAGCUUUUUUUAAAAUGUAAUGUUUGAUGAAUGCUGUUGAUGGUCCGUCUGUGUUCUUCACACACUGCUCAGCAGCGUCUCUCUGCUCUUUUAUCAUUUGAUCUGCUCAUGAUUCAGGAUUGCUUACCUGAGAGCUGAAAUUAUACUUUGUCAUCCUGAAUCAAAUGAGAGAACGGUGCCUUUCGUGUAAUAUGCCCCUGCUUCUCUGAUACCCGUUUGCAAUGUAAUCUUCUCAUCAUUGAGGACGGAUGUUGAGGAUGUUUGUCAGUCCAUCCAAGUAGUCUAUUUAAAUCAGAUGUCCUUCUCUCACAGGAUGUACUUGACCAAAAAACACUCAUAUGGCACAAAAUUGUGUCUUCUGCACUGUGAAUGUACAUGAAUGUGUGUGUGUGUGUAUUUUAGAUGUUUUGCAGUGAGCUUUGAUGUGUGUUGUCUUUUUUUAUAUGUUGCAAUCUUGCUCUGCCUCAUGUUCAAUUUAAGCUGUUUUUGUGGUAAAAGUCUGAAAGGAUGCCUUUUUUCUAUCAGUAUGAUUGUGACUGAUUGUUUUCAGCGGUGUUCACUGUGAUUGUGCCACAAUAUUUUGAGGCCAGGAUCUGAUUUUAUGUCUCAAAGCAGACUGCUAAUUUGGGGCCAUGUAAUGAGUACACUCACCAUCUGCAAUGAAGCCAAACAGAUCCAACAGCAGCUCUUUAACUCUGCAGCAAUGACAGCAAUGUUUGUAUUGAUGCUUCUGAGGCUUCUGAGCAAUUUAAUGAAGAACUUGCGUAAACUUAUUUUGUUUAAUAGAGUGUUGUGGGAAAUAAAAUGUUAUGUGAUAAUAUUAAAGGUGCAGUGUGUAAAUUUUAGCAGCAUCUAGCGAUGAGGUUGCGAAUUGCAAUAUAGAGAAGCUACGGUGGCCAACACAGGACAAAAAUGUUGUCAUCUGAGACAGCAGAGAGAAGCCAGUCAAGCAAACACACUCUGUAGAGUAGUUUGUCCGUUUAGGGCUACUGUAGAAACAUGCUGGCGCAAAAUGGAGAUUUAACAUGCAAGGGGACCCGCUGUGUAUGUAGAUAGAAAUGGCUCAUUCUAAGGUAAUAAAAUCAUAACGGUUCAUUAUGUAACAUAUUUAUUCACCACAUAGUUAUAUAUUAUAUUGCAGUCCUGUCAAUUUACACAUUGCACCUUUAACAGUUGAAUGUUAAUUGUAAAGACAGAUGGUUCAAAGUUUGGGUUCAGUAAAAUAUAUUUCAGCAAGGGUGCAUUCAACUGAUCAAAUGUGUCAAACUUCUAUUUCAAAUGCUGUUCUUUUGAACUUUAUAUUCAUUAAUGAAUCCUAAAAAAAACAUCAGGGUUUCCACAAAAUAUUAACCGGCACAACCUUUUUCAACAUUGGUAUGUUUCUUGAGCACCAAAUCAACAUAUUAAAAUAAUUUCUGAAGGAUCAUGUGACAUUGAAGACUAAAGUAAUGGCUACUGAAAAUUUAUGUAAAAUAAAUUACAUUUUAAAAUGUAUUUAAAUUUCAUAAUAUUACUGUUUUUACUGUAUUUUUGAUCACAUAAAUGCAGCCUUGGUGAGUGUUUAAAAAAACAAUAAAACAUCUUGACCCUAAAAAUUGAAUGAUAGAUUAAAACUAAUAUUUGAGAUUUGAUUUUAAAAAUGUAAUGUUAAAAUUAAUUGAAAAUUAAAAUUAAAUUUAACUGACAAUUAAAAAUUUUAUAUUAAUGCUUUUUUUAAUAUCAGUCGAACAAUAAUUGACCUUUAGAAAAAAUGUGAAAAAUGAGGGAACAAAAGCCUACAGGCCUGCACAAUCCACAGUCAUUCUGUGUGAGAAACACAGAUCCAGUAUUUCUGUUGGCUUUGAGAUGGGUUUCAAGUUUAGCUGUGACUGUUUUGAUUUUUUUUAUAUAUAUAUAUAUAUAUAAUAUAUAUAUAUAACUAUAAAAUGCAGCUCACUGCCUCAUGAACCUAAAUGCUGUUGUGCUUUAAUAUAGUUGCAGUGACUUGUCUGUUAUAUAUAAUGGAGCGGUUUAAAUCAAUAUUGUAAGGAGACGGUAUUGUCUCAUUUGAAAGCUGAAUAAUAGGUAUUUGUAAUAUUUUAAAAUGAAAGCAUUAAUCAGCAGUUGUAAAUUGCUCACUAAAACAUAAAAUUAAAAAAUGUUUACUAAGAGAUGUAGAAGUUGAUCCAAGUGUGAUUAUAGUGCUGUUUUGCCUGAUUUGUGGUGCUUUUGUAAUGAACAUAUUUCACUCAUGUGCAGUAAAUACUAAACUGUAAGAGUGUAAAUGAACAUUUGUCAAUGCCUCUUUUAUACUGUUCUGUGAUGAAGCACUGUCUAUUAGCACAUGUAUGCUAACACAUUAGCACUUCUAUUGGCAGUCGGGCUGAUUUAACAUCAUUGGCUUGCACCUGUUUGGCCAAACAGCAGCGUCACUGUGAUUGGCUGUGAUCAUUGUUUUCUUAAUAUGGUGAUUAGGGCAGUUCAUGCUUAUUUCUGGAGCAUCUUUUAUUGUUAUUUAUUAUACAGACAUGAUAGAAAGUGUCAGAUGUUGUGCACCUGUUUUGUAAUUAAUUUGUUACAGUGCAGGAUAACAAGGUAUUUGCCUAUCUAAUUCUUUGUAUAUGGUGAAAUAACAAAAUGAACAUUCUCAGGUUGCGAAUAAUGUGUUGUGGAGUCAGUGGCUUGUAGUGUUUAUAUCUUAACAUGUUAUUUUACCCAAAAAUAUGUGCAAUUUGAGCACUACUGCAGUUCCAAUAAAAAUGUUUACAGAGA
Ctenopharyngodon idella (grass carp) is the source of this 9089-nucleotide messenger RNA. It is a transcript of the gene pgap1, whose product is annotated as post-GPI attachment to proteins inositol deacylase 1. Gene Ontology annotation, cellular component: endoplasmic reticulum. Gene Ontology annotation, biological process: GPI anchor metabolic process; endoplasmic reticulum to Golgi vesicle-mediated transport. NCBI's taxonomy places the organism in Eukaryota, Metazoa, Chordata, Actinopteri, Cypriniformes, Xenocyprididae. The coding region runs from base 1023 to 3845 and encodes 940 amino acids. Gene Ontology annotation, molecular function: phosphatidylinositol deacylase activity. The transcript has 26 exons. The record is from RefSeq and is a predicted model, not a curated record.